Oryza sativa Japonica Group (Japanese rice) is the source of this 1678-nucleotide messenger RNA. RefSeq names its product protein RGF1 INDUCIBLE TRANSCRIPTION FACTOR 1. The record is from RefSeq and is a predicted model, not a curated record. Lineage: Eukaryota; Viridiplantae; Streptophyta; Magnoliopsida; Poales; Poaceae.
GGCAGAUCCAAGGGACGCAACUAGAGGGCGUGGGCACCGGCAGAUCAAUGGAGCGAACGAGCGAAGAAAGAAGAAAGAAGAGGACCACCAACGCAACGCAACGAGCGAGUCUCGAAAACGCAUCGCAUCGCGUCUCACACCAACUCCAAUGCACGCCACGCCACGCCACAAUUACAAUUAUACUCCACACUCCGGUAGGCGAAGCCGAUUGAGAAAGCACCAACCACACCACACUGGUCUCUACCUUCCUUUCUUGCUUUCUCUCCUGCUGCUGGUUGCGUCUGCCGGUGCCGGCAUUGCCAUUCGUCGGCGUCAUUGAUGUCGGAGGGCGCAGCAGGGACGACGAGGUUGCCGGAGUGGCUGGAGACGCUGCUGUCGACGCGCUUCUUCCUGGCGUGCGGGGCGCACCCGGCGUCGCCGCGGAACGAGUGCAACAUGUUCUGCCUCGACUGCCCUUCCCCCUCCCCGCCCUUCUGCUACUACUGCCGCUCCCACCGACACCAAUCCCACCGAGUCAUCCAGAUACGGCGUUCUUCCUACCACGACGUGGUUCGGGUGACGGAGGUGGAGGACGUCCUCGACAUCUCCGGCGUCCAGACCUACGUCAUCAACAGCGCCAAGGUCCUCUUCCUCAACGAGCGCCCCCAGCCACGCGGCGCCGGAGCCGCCGCCGGCAAGGCCGCCGCCUCCCCCUACAACUGCCAGAUCUGCGCACGCGCCCUCCUCGACCCCUUCCGCUUCUGCUCCCUCGGUUGCAAGCUGGUGGACACCAAGACGGGUGGUCGCGGGGCCACCGUGCAGCCCGGCGAUGCGACCAAUGACGAUGCCGCCGCCGCCGGCGGCAGCAGCAAGAACGGCGGCGCACGGCCGCAGGGGAGGCGGCGCAAGGGGAUUCCCCAGCGCGCCCCGUUCGGUUCGUGAGUCAUCGUCAUCAACAUCACCAGGUAACGCAACGCAAAGCAAAGAACCAACAAUUAAGAAAGCAAAAGCAUUCUUGGCGAGGCAAUGCCGACAAGGGAGCACGCGAAAAGUAAGCAACGCAAGGCUUCUUCUAUCUGCUACUCGCAUUGCUCAUCCCAACAGAUUCCACUUCUUCUCUCCAUCCAUCCAUCCUUCGAUCGAUCACCACCAUUAACAGAUGGAGGAGGAGGAAGAAGAAGAAGAUGAUGCGUCCAAACAAAAGAAAAGAAAAGAUGCGCAUUGUCCAUCUCCAAAAAAGAAAACCCAAAAGCAACCCAACCACCGGGCCAACACCAGCAAAUCAUCCUCUCCUACUGUCCAUCUCAACACCAUUGUAAGCCAAACCACCAGAAAACACACAUACUACACACACACACACCACACCAGUUAAGUUUAUUGCCCUAUACACAAGAUACAUACACCGAUACUUUUUACCCAUUCAUUCAUUCAGUAGGUAGGUAGGAGCUCAUGUCCAUGUCAUUAGCUUAGAUCAAUCCCUGCUACCUUGUCGUCUUAGGCACUAGCAGGAGUACAUUUUUAGAGGAUGGACUUCUAAUAUUAGUCACUAUUGAUUCUUUUCAAGAUUUUGUUAUUGAUUGACUGAUGAUGAUACCGCCUGGUAAUUACAUUGUUACAAAAUUAGCUGAUUCAUUCCCACAUUGCUGUUACACCCUCCAUGCAUGAUCAUAUAUAUACAAGAUUCCUUGUUAUUUAAAAA